Molecule: messenger RNA, 3320 nt
Organism: Nerophis ophidion (straightnose pipefish)
Lineage: Eukaryota; Metazoa; Chordata; Actinopteri; Syngnathiformes; Syngnathidae
Gene: got1l1
Product: glutamic-oxaloacetic transaminase 1 like 1
Exons: 8
Coding region: 1-1287 (428 amino acids)
Biological process (GO): L-aspartate biosynthetic process
Cellular component (GO): cytosol
Molecular function (GO): pyridoxal phosphate binding; L-aspartate:2-oxoglutarate transaminase activity
Source: RefSeq, a predicted model, not a curated record
AUGAGCCUAGCGGGCUGUUGCCUUGAUGAAAAGUGUGUCGAGCACCGGGCUGACCCGGCGGGUGACAUGUGGGCCUCUAACAACGCCGAAGUGAGCCCUGAAAGUCAGUCGUUACUGCGUGCCUUCAACGAGGACACACACGCUGGCAAAGUUUACCUGGCGGGGAGAGAGUAUUUGGGGGAAGACGGACAGACAUUUAAGUUGCGUCUCGUUGGGAAAAUCCGGCAGCAGUUAGGGAGAGAUCCCACCUUGCGUCCAGAGGCUCAAUGUCUGUUUGCUCAAGCAGAGUUCUGCAGGCGAGCUACAGAAGCAGCUUUGGGCCGCAACUCCAAGGCUGUUUUGGAUAACAGGGUGUUAAGUGUGCAUACUCCGGAUUUUUCCGGUGCUGUUCGUCUUGGUGCGGUACUUUUUAGACACUGGUUUGAUGUCGGCAACGCUUGGGAUGGACAAGUCUACCUGCCCUCUCCUUGUGAUGAGUCACUGGCUUCAAACUUGCGAGCUGCAGGCCUUCACCACAUCCAUCACUAUUAUUACUGGGAUGAUGAGCGGCGAGGUGUUUGUUUGGAGAAGCUUCUCGCGGAUCUACAAGAGGCUCCCGAGCGAAGUGUUGUUAUUUUGCCAGCUGGUGGACACAACCCCACCGGAGCAGCCCUCUCUCACAAUCAAUGGGUCAUCAUCGCACAGUUAAUCUUGAGGCGUGGGCUGCACCCCUUCAUCUUGCUGCCAACACAGGCUCUUUGCUUUGGAGAUUUAGGACAGGAUGCGUGGCCUGUGUGGUACUUUGCAGCACAGGGCAUGGAGCUGAUGUGCGCUCAGUCCUUCUCACACUGCUUUGGGCUCUAUGGUGAGGCUGUCGGUCACCUAUUGUGUGUGUUGAAGCACAAGUCUGUCCUGUCUGCUCUUCAGUCGCAAGCGGACAAAUUGUCCCAGUCUCUGUGGAGCCGGCUGCCUACAGGUGGAGCGCGUGUGGUCACCACCAUACUCAGUAACCCGGCUCAUCUUGUGGAAUGGCAGGGAGAAGUCAAUCACAUGGUCAAAAGAAGCAUGCUCAUCAGGCUACUCUUGAGAGAAAAACUGCGACUUCUGGGCUCUCCAGGCUGGGACCACGUGACCAAACAAAGUGGACUCUACUGUUGCCUGGGCCUGAAUGGCCGGCACGUGGAUUUUCUGUCAAACAGCAGGCAUGUUUACGUGCUCCCCGGUGGCUGCAUCAAUGUGAGCGCAAUCAACGGCGGUAACUUGAAUUACAUCGCAGAGUCCAUCCACGCAGCGAGCACUUCACUCUGACUGAGCAGCUGACUUUUGGCCGGUGUCAGCGAGGCUCCACUGAUUGGACCUUUCACCUAGAAGGGCACCAUGUGUGCUCGACUGUUGCUUACUAAAGAAAAGUCCAGCCUAUGUCUUCUUAGUAGUUUACAUCCAAGUUUUCCUGUGCAGUCAAAUCUCUCUCGUGAGUCAAACUUUUUCCUCAUCGGAAAUAAGAGCUUCAGAGGAUUCUUUCAAGUACCAGUAAAAUGGAAAAACAAGUUGCCUCUAUAAUGAAGCUUUUAUUAUAUACCGUAUUUCCUUAAAUUAGCGCCGGGGCGGUAAUUAAUUUAAAUCCUCUUCUCACUCCGGCGCUUACCAAAGGCAUGCGGUAAAUUCAGGCAUGCGCUUAUAAAUUUGAGUGUGAUGUAAUUUGAUUGAUUGAAACUUUUAUUAGUAGAUUGCACAGCUCAGUACAUAUUCCGUACAAUUGACCACUAAAUGGUAACACCCGAAUAAGUUUUUCAACUUGUUUAAGUCGGGGUCCACGUUAAUCAAUUCAUGGUACAAAUAUAUACUAUCAGCAUAAUACAGUCAUCACACAAGUUAAUCAUCAUUGAAUUAUUUACAUUAUUUACAAUCCAGGGGGUGGGAUGAGGAGCUUUGGUUGAUAUCAGUACUUCAGUCAUCAACAAUUGCAUCAACAUAGAAAUGGACAUUGAAACAGUGUAGGUCUUACUUGGUAGGAUAUGUACAGAGAGCAGAGAACAUAGUAAGUUCAGAUAGCAUAAGAACAAGUAUAUACAUUAGAAAUACAUUUGAUUAUUUACAUUAGGUUAUUUACAAUCCGGGGAGAUGGGAUGUGAAUGGAAGAGGGUAAAGAUACCAUCAUGAAAAGCACAUUUAAUAAAAAAAAAAGUUUUUAUGUAGCAUAAAAAAUGCAGAUGGCCUUAAAAUGCCACAACACUCAGUCACUGUAUGUAAGUACCCAAAAUAAAGACUCGACACAAAUAUAAAUUCAAUCGGAUCAGAAACAUUGGAAGAAACAGGAUUAAAACCCGAAGCUAACCGCCCAUAGAAAAUAAAUGGGUACGGCUAGUAGCUACUAUCAGCAAACAAAUUUACUUACCAACUCGGCUUAAUAUCUUAAUAUCGCCACACUCUCUCAUCGCAACUCGGCCCUGAUGGUCGGCACCAAUAAGUUUACAAUUAGUUGUAAAAUGUUGGACGGUUGUUUUUACGACAUGCAGGCAAACGACAAGUUUAAAACAUACCGGCAUCAGAUGUCCCCAGGCUUAGCGACCGCACUUGGCAGCCAUCUUGGAACGCUGGAUUAUAUAGAGCGCGAUAGGCUGCAGCGGGUCACAUGAACGCCUGUGUUAAACCUGCGAGAUUAAACGUGGAAACGGCGCAGGUAAUAUGAGGGGACGCCAUGAGAGGAAAUAUGGCGUAUUUCCCACCCGUGUUACACAUUUAUGCAUGACGAGUUUGACCCGGCGGUAAAACGAGAUAUAUGCUAAUUAUUCUGUGAAAUGAGUUUGAUCCGGCAGUAAACCGAGGCAUGCGCUAAUUAUUUUGCUAAACAAGUUUGACCCGGCAGUAAUUCUAAGCAUGCGCUAAUUCUAAGCAUGCACUAAUUAUUUUGCAAAACGAGUUUGACCCUGCGGUAAAACGAGUCAUGUGGAUAAUAUAUACCCAGCGGCAAUUCAAGGAAAUACGGUAUAUCUCUGUUCUGCCCUCACUAUACGUGUUGAGGUUAUACAACUUGGCAGAAAGCUAACAAACAAUCCAGGACGUUCUAAUAAAGAUCCAAAGCAGAUUAAUCCAUUUAGGCUCUUUACUGUUGUUGAUCUUGCUUUGUCUUUUUAGUAUCUUUACUUUCUUCUUCAAUCAAUCAAUCAAUGUUUAUUUAUAUAGCCCCAAAUCACAAAUGUCUCAAAGGACUGCACAAAUCAUUACGACUACAACAUCCUCGGAAGAACCCACAAAAGGGCAAGGAAAACUCACACCCAGUGGGCAGGGAGAAUUCACAUCCAGUGGGACGCCAGUGACAAUGCUGACUAUGAGGAACCUUG